GCAGAUCCAUUUGAUGGCAGCGUUCCCAACCCAAACAGUGUAACGUUGAAAUUUCAGAACUAGCAGCGGCAGCACCAGUAGCAGCAGCAUCAACACCAGCAGGACCGGCAGCACUCCAGGUAAAAGGUGCACGAUGGCUGAAGUGCCAGAACAAGCAGCAGCACUUGCACUAGUAGCACAAGCAGUAGCACUAGCAGAAGAACUAGCAGAAGCACUAACAGAAGAAGCCUCAGCAACGAUAGCAGCAGCAAAAGGACCGUCUGGGCUAGAAUACACGGCCAUGGUGACAUGGCCGUCAAACAACAUUGGUGGCUUCGACGAGGAGGCUUUCAUCACGCGUCCGGCCACAGAAUUAUUCUGCCCAGUAUGCGGCGGGGUGUUACGCCACCCCAUACUUGCGGUAAGGUGUGGCCAUCAUUUCUGCCACAGCUGCAUUACCGAAGUCCUCAAGCGUAAUCAGCCAUGUCCAUUGGACAGAGGAGCGCUUUCUUGGGUUGUGCCAGGAGACUUGGUGGAAGAUCGAAGCGUGAAACGCCGUAUUGGAGAGUUAAAAAUUACCUGUGAGAAAAAGGUAAACGGCUGCACGUGGACAGGCCCAUUAUCGUCGUAUGAUGCACACGUCACCCGGGACCAUAGUUAAAUGUAUAUGUACAGUCAUUCGUGCAUAAUACAUUCGCCCCACCGUGUUUUUCAACAUGUGUCCAGGGGACCCUGGACCUAAGUUUGGUCUUAAUAAAAAA
Sycon ciliatum is the source of this 740-nucleotide messenger RNA. RefSeq names its product E3 ubiquitin-protein ligase NRDP1-like. NCBI's taxonomy places the organism in Eukaryota, Metazoa, Porifera, Calcarea, Leucosolenida, Sycettidae. The coding region runs from base 134 to 640 and encodes 168 amino acids. The record is from RefSeq and is a predicted model, not a curated record. The transcript is spliced from 4 exons.